GAUAUUAUUCACAAUAAAUGCAUGAACUCAUGGAUGCAUUAUUCUUUGCAGCAAUUGCUAACCACUUGCUUCCUACCACCAGGUACCUCUUCAGGUCGGGAGCAUGUGUUACUCCUCCAAAGUGGUGAGUUAAUAACAUAAAUAAUACUUUUAUAAUAAACUGUUCAUUAUAGUGGUUGUAUAUGACAAACAGAUGAUGAAUUGUCACACUGUAUUUCUGAUAGAAAUGUAACAUGUUUUAUAUUUCUACCCAUAGCCUACCACAAAGUUGUUUAUUGAUGGGAAGUUUGUUGAAUCCAAUACUUCAGAAUGGUUAGAUAUUCACAAUCUGGUAAGUAACUAGGUCUAAAAGAGCUCCGAUAUCGUAUUCUAAAUUGUAUUAGAUAUCUUAUUUUUUUCAUUCAAUGUAACAUAGUAUGUCACAAUGCACAAACAAGACCUUGGAUGGGUCUGCCGCUGCACUUUGCAGUAAGGUGAAGCUACAAAGUCUGCUUAGCCGGUUAACCAGUUACGUGGGUUUUGACUUUCAGCAUAUUAUGUUUAGUUGCUGCACAAAGUUGUCAAGUUUUCAGCAAUGACAAGGUUCGGCCUUCUUUUGCUUUCAGUUUGAUUAUCAUAGAGGUUUAGAAUGACUCUUGAGAGCAUUACUCUCAAAAAAAAUUCUCUAGAUGGCCAUCUCUUUGAUGAAAUGGCACCAUAUGAUGGUUUUGUCAGUUGUCAGAUCAUAAUGUGUUGAAGUUAUCUGCUCAAGCUAAGCACACAGCUCAUACCAAUCAAAUAUUUUUGUUUUAUAAUCAGAUUGCAGUUCACCCACUAAUGUAUUCUUCCCUCUGACUGUCACAGGCCACCAAUGAGGUGAUGGCUUGUGUCUCCAAGGCUACACAGGAUGAGAUGCUGGCUGCUGUGGACUCCUGCUCAAACUCCUACCGCCCCUGGUCUGAAACCUCAAUUCUGUCUCGCCAACAGAUCUUUCUGCGCUAUCAGCAGCUUAUUAGGGACAAUGUUGUAAGUCUGUAACACCUCAGGGACAAGAACCUGUUCUGAAGUACAUAUGGUACAAUACUGCUAGAAGGGAAGGUAAAAUCUCAUCAACCACUCUUCAUUGCACGUUCAGCAACAUUAACUUGUCACAUAGUUUUUUUCUGUCAUAUUAUGGGGUUUAAACACUACCCCUGCAUGCCCCAUCAUUUGAACCUUUUAUACCCCACAUAUUCAGUAUGCCCCUAUACAAUUGGUUUACCCUUACUGUUGCUCGGGUUGACUUUAAUGUGAGUUACUCAUUUUAAAUGAGGAAACUGAUUUGUUGUGUGUGUUGGCUCAUGGUGUGUCUUGUUACAGAAAGAGCUUGCCAGGAGCAUUAAUCUGGAGCAGGGCAAGACCCUGGCAGAUGCAGAAGGGGAUGUGUUCAGAGGAUUGCGUAAGUCUGAUGUGCACCAGCCUUUCCAAAGGGCAACAUUUGGAGAUAUGGUCUAUAAGCUUCUGUGGAUACUUGUGGUGCAGCCAAGGAAAUGAUUAAUCUGUACAUUAUUUCAAUGUCUAGGUCACUAGUGUAAAGAGCUCUUUGGUCUAUCACUUGUGACAGUCUCCAUAUUAGGGAUAGUCACACACACAUUCUGUGACUGACCCAGCUCUUCUCUCUGUCUCUGAAUAACACCCACUUCCCUCCAGAGGUGGUGGAGCACACAUGCAGCAUUACCUCCCUGAUGCUGGGGGAGACCCUGCCCUCCAUCACCAAAGACAUGGACACCUACACCUUCCGCUGCCGGGGUGUGUGCCGACAUCGCCCCCUUCAACUUCCCCGCCAUGAUCCCUCUGUGGAUGUUCCCCAUGGGCAUGGUGUGUGGCAACACCUACCUGCUGAAUCCCUCAGAGCGGGUGCCAGCCUGCACCAUGCUCCUGGCCAAGAUGCUGCAGGACGCUGGGAUGCCAGAUGGGACCCUGAACAUCAUCCUUGGCCAGCACGAUGGUAAGAGAAUAGCUACAUGCCCCAUCACCUACUGUUCUCUGAGAUAUAUCUGGAGGCAUUACUAAUGUAAUGUGAAUCAUUCAAUUUGUCUCUAUGCUUUGAUGUAGUUGUUGUAUUACAAAGUGGAGAGAUUAUGAAGAGAUUAUGGCUGGCCUGUCAGUGCUCUAUCUAAAAUAAGUCCCUGUCUUUCCCAGCUGUCAACCUUAUCUGUGAUCAUCCAGCCAUCAAGGUCAUCAUCUUUGUGGUCUCCAACCAAGCUGGAGAGUACGUCCAUGAGAGGGGAUCCGAAAACGGCAAGAGAGUACAGUCCAACGUGGUGAGUCUGACAUACAUAUGUUGUUUCCAGAAAUGAACAGAGGGUGGCGGUGUUAGCUUAGAAAUGGUUGUUUAAGGUUGUCCUCUCUGCUCCUCUUCUCCAACGUGGCUGUACAGAUGGAACAGCCAUUCAGAGCCAGACACCCAGUUACACACUUUGUGGAAAUUAGUCUUAUCUUAUUUAACACAAUUAUUAUCUUCAAAUAAAAUGCACUGACGUAAUGUAAAGCACUUACAAUAGUGUACUUUUUGUUUGCUCACUAAAGUUCUUAUAAGAGGAACUUUCGAGACCACCUCUGAUCGAAUCUACAUUCAACCACAUUGAAGGCAUGAUGGAAUGGGCUUUUACUUGAAUUGGAUCACUUUCCCUGGUAUUCAGGUCAAGGAGGCUAAACAUUUCCCCCUUAUGCUCUACUGUAGGGAGCAAAGAACCAUGGUGUGGUGACGCCUGAUGCCAAUAAGGAGAACACUCUGAACCAGCUGGUGGGUGCGGCAUUCGGGGCAGCAGGACAGCGCUGCAUGGCUCUCUCCACGGCCAUCCUGGUGGGCGAGGCCCGCAGCUGGCUGCCUGAACUGGUGGAACGUGCCAAGGCUCUGUGCGUUAACGCAGGAACCCACCCUCUCACCCUGCCCGCACCUCCCACCCUAUCCAGCCCUCAGGGGGCCUCUGCUUACUCCUCUUAAGGCCACCCACUGUUUCGCCUCUUUGCUGUACCAUAACUUCAGAUGGGGCUGAGCUGGGAGAGAGGGGUUGUUGAGUCACUCAUGCUGCAAACUUGCGGUGACAUUUGCGGCCGACGCUUAAGAGUAGCUCAGAGCAUCAAGUCUUUGCGAAAGGAAGUUGAUGGGGAGAAGAAUGAAUGAUUCCCCUUAUUUGCAAUGAUAUACUCUCUAAUUUGUGUAGCUGCAUUUAAACAGCCAUUUUAGAGGGAGUGCCUCUGGGUGGCCCUGGCUGAGCUUUUGAGUGUUUGUGUGUGGGUGAAGGGGUAUUUGUGUGUGGCUGUGAGGGAGAGUUCUCACUGCGGGUUAUUUAUUGGGAACCCUCUCAGGGGACCAGGCGGGUGUGGACGUGGGUCCCCUGAUCUCCCCUCAGGCCAAGGAGAGGGUCAACAGCCUGAUCUAGAGUGGGGUGGAUGAGGGAGCCCAGCUGCUGCUCGACGGCAGGAACCUCAAAGUCCAGGGCUAUGAGAAUGGCAACUUUGUGGGACCAACCAUCAUUGGCAAUGUCACAGUAAAUUUGUGUGUGCUUGCAGAUGACAAGCUGUACUGCCAAAAAUGAUGUUCAUUUAUGUGCAUAUCCUUUUUGUAUCUUAGCCCUAGAUGAAGUGCUAAACUGAGGAGAUCUUUGGGCCUGUUCUGGUUGUCCUGGAGGCUGAAUCCUUGGAUGAUGCCAUCAGGCUUGUCAACAAUAACCCCUAUGGCAAUGGCACAGCUAUCUUCACCACAAACGGAGCCAUAGCACGCAAAUACACUCACGAGGUGGACGUAGGCCAGGUGAGUGGCUGUGGACCCCUGUGUGUCCCCAUAUGUCCUGGGAGAAUGGAGGCAUUCAUAUCCCUCUGCCAUGUCUAUACCUUAAACAAGGAGGACAUCACACCUCUGUUCUAAAAUAUACACUCAACAAUCAUUAUUUUCCAUGGAAAGUAUAGCCUUGUUUGCUUCUGCUCUAAAACCAACGCUUCUUCCCUCCCACCACCUAGCCCCAUGUGGACAACAAAUAGCUAUAGCAAAUAUGUGCCUUUUUAAUCAAAACAGUGGGAUAUAGAAAUACAUUUUCUGGUAGGAUUAUAGGAGAGAAUCUUAAAUUAAACUCAAAAGGGAUUCCUUAGGACCUGUUAAAUAUUUAAAGCAUAAAUAUGGCCUGACUUUACCCUAUUUGUUUGCGGGCCUCAGCUAUGCCCUGUGUUUGCUCUUCACAUGUCGGAGGACAGCGUAUAGGGCAGGCCAUGUGCUGUAAUCGCCUCCAAACCUGGCUGUAACAAAACCCUCCUUAUGUUUAUUUCGCUCCCUCAGGUAAAAGGCUUGACUCUGGUGUCCAAAAUUGCUCCUUCUUUUUCAAACAUUCUCGAUGAACCAUGAGUUUCCAGUGGCCUCAAAAACAAAAUGUUUUGUUUAGUUCUUCUGUCCAUGCAACUUUUUCAACACUGCACAAGCAAUGGUUUUCGGUUUGUUGUGACUCAUUUCAUGCAUUUAGUACACCUUCCUCUCCCAGAGUUACUCAUCCAGUUGCUCUGAUCCUAUUUGAGUCAACAGCUUGCAUUUCCAGUGCAGUAAUGGAAGUUUGUGUUUUGCAGAUUGGGGUAAAUGUUCCCAUCCCUGUUCCUCUGCCCAUGUUCUCCUUCACUGGCUCACGAGGCUCCUUCAGAGGAGACACCAACUUCUAUGGCAAACAAGUCAGUAUCAGUUGACAUAAGGUAUCAAGGGGUUUCAAGACAUACAGAAGUUAGUAUGACAGGUCCUAAUACGGGGUUGUAGUGCUGGGCGAUUUCCACAUGAAGGUUGGAGUUUCUGUGGCUGACUGGUGACGUAAACCACUCGGUGUCUUAACUGAUCAAAGCCAACUAUCUUCAGUCCAGAUUUUCAGCUUUGUUUCAUGUUCUCAGUUAUGUAAUACGGUCAUGAUGCCACACAUAGUUACAGAGCAGCCUAUUAUAGAUGUCUUCUCUGCUUUCUACAGGGCAUCCAGUUUUGCACACAGAUCAAAACUGUUACUUCACAAUGGAAGGCAGAAGACGCUACUGUGAACUCUUUCAGUUUCCAUGCCAACCAUGGGACGCUAACUGGUCUGGAGGGAAAAUUUUCCCACUUCCCUGUCUUUUGUGAUGCAAAAUGUCAAAACUACUGUGCAGUCCAGUCGCCAUUAGUUGCUAAUUACCCACAGACGUGCUUUUUUUCUCCAAUGGUAUCUCAAGAUUAAUUCACGCACUAUGGAGAAAUAGUUUGGCUUCACCGUUGAAUGACGUUUCCCUUGUUCUAUGCAAGUUUCUACUAAUUAUGUGUAUAUUAGGCUAGCAACUCCCACAGGUUCACAGAUCAUGACUAUCUAUGUUACGUUUUUGGUAAUAAUGCAAAGUAACUGUAGCAGCUAAAACAUUGUGAAGUACUUGCAUAGCUUUUCUUCUAUGCAACAUCAGUGUUAAAAAUAUACUGCCUCACCAUCGUUAUGAUAUUGAUGAAUGU
Coregonus sp. 'balchen' is the source of this 5461-nucleotide messenger RNA. The record is from the annotation of a GenBank genome assembly. Lineage: Eukaryota; Metazoa; Chordata; Actinopteri; Salmoniformes; Salmonidae.